AUGGGCGGGGCAGACCCGGAGAGCCACACCGAGCGCCUGCUGGUGCCGCUUCCAGACCCCGCCCCCGCCUACGCUAGGCCCGCGGCGCGAGGGGCGGGGCCGAGCGCUUCAGCGAAUGAGCACCUGCGGGCCUGGCUGGCCGCGGGCCGGUCGCCCGGGCGACCGGAAGUGCUACCUGCGGUCCCUGCGCGCCGCGCGAUGAGCAAGUGGAGCGUCGGGCGAAAGCCCAGCCGCACACUCGGACUCCUGCUGCUGGUGAUCUUGAGUUACUUGGUGCUCCGCAGGUACUUGCACCUUGAGCCGGGCAGCUGUGACCACAAGGUGGCUCAGAGGUUGGACUGGUAUAAUCUGGUCCCUGCAUGGCUAAGACACCGAAAGUCAGGGCUGCAGGCCAACGGCCAACACUUCAUGCUGGAGGACUCCACCUUCUGGAUCUUUGGGGGGUCUGUGCACUAUUUCCGGGUGCCCAAGGAAUACUGGAGGGACCGCUUGCUGAAGAUGAAAGCCUGUGGCUUGAAUACCCUCACCACCUAUGUUCCAUGGAACCUCCAUGAGCCAGAAAGAGGCAAAUUUGACUUCUCUGGGAACCUGGACCUGGAGGCCUUUGUGCUGAUGGCUGCGGAGAUCGGGUUGUGGGUGAUUCUGCGUCCAGGCCCCUACAUCUGCAGUGAGAUCGACCUUGGGGGCUUGCCCAGCUGGUUACUCCAAGACUCUGGCAUGAGGCUGAGAACAACUUACAAGGGCUUCACCGAAGCAGUGGACCUUUAUUUUGAUCACCUGAUGUCCAGGGUGGUGCCACUCCAGUACAAGCAUGGAGGCCCCAUCAUUGCUGUACAGGUGGAGAAUGAAUAUGGUUCCUAUAACAGAGACCCUGCCUAUAUGCCUUACAUCAAGAAGGCCUUGGAAGACCGAGGUAUUGUGGAAUUGCUUUUGACUUCAGACAACAAGGAUGGCCUGCAAAAGGGAGUCAUGGAUGGAGUGCUGGCCACCAUCAACUUGCAAUCACAGCAUGAGCUGGAGUUAUUAACCAACUUUCUCUUAAGUGUCCAGAGGGUUCAGCCCAAGAUGGUGAUGGAGUACUGGACAGGGUGGUUUGACUCAUGGGGAGGCCCACACAACAUCCUGGAUUCUUCUGAGGUUUUAAAAACAGUGUCUGCCAUCCUCGAUGCCGGGUCCUCUAUCAACCUCUACAUGUUCCAUGGAGGCACCAACUUUGGCUUCAUAAAUGGAGCCAUGCAUUUUCAUGAAUAUAAGUCUGAUGUUACCAGCUAUGACUACGACGCCGUGCUGACAGAAGCGGGGGAUUACACAGCUAAGUACUUCAAGCUCCGAAGUUUCUUUGGCUCCAUCUCAGGUGUUCCUCUCCCUCCCCAGCCUGACCUUCUUCCCAAGAUUUCAUAUGAGCCCUUGAGACCGAAUUUGUACCUGUCACUGUGGGAUGCCCUGCAGUACAUGGAGGAGCCAGUCAAUUCUGAAAAGCCGGUCAAUAUGGAGAACCUGCCAAUAAACAAUGGAAAUGGACAGUCCUUUGGGUACACUCUGUAUGAGACUACCAUUGCUUCAUCCGGUGUCCUUAGUGGUCUUGUGCGUGACCGGGGACAGGUAUUUGUGAACACAGUGUCUAUAGGAUUCUUGGACUAUGAAAAGAAGAAGAUUGUUAUUCCUUUGAUCCAGGGUUACACCAGGCUGAGGAUCUUGGUGGAGAAUCGUGGGCGAGUCAACUACGGGGAUAAUAUUGAUGACCAGCGCAAAGGUUUAAUUGGAAAUAUCUAUCUGAAUGAUUCUCCCCUGAAAAAAUUCAGAAUCUACAGCCUGGAUAUGAAAAAGAGCUUCUUUCAGAGGUUCAGCAUCGACAAAUGGAGCCCCAUUCCUGCAGUACCUACGUUCCCUGCUUUCUUUUUGGGUGCCUUGUCAAUUUCCCUUUCCCCUUUUGACACCUUCAUGAAGCUGGAGGGCUGGGAGAAAGGGGUUGUAUUCAUCAAUGGCCAAAACCUUGGACGCUACUGGAACAUUGGACCCCAGGAGACCCUCUACCUCCCAGGUGCCUGGUUGGAUCAAGGUAUCAACCAGGUCAUUGUUUUCGAGGAGAAGAUGGCAAGCCCUGUGAUACAGUUCACUGAAACACCCCAUCUAGGCAGGAACCAGUACCUUGAUUGAACAGCACCGCUCCGCACCCCCUGGU
This is a messenger RNA of Hyaena hyaena (striped hyena), 2182 nucleotides long. RefSeq names its product galactosidase beta 1 like 2 (gene GLB1L2). Gene Ontology annotation, cellular component: vacuole. Gene Ontology annotation, biological process: carbohydrate metabolic process. Gene Ontology annotation, molecular function: beta-galactosidase activity. Bases 1 to 2157 code for a protein of 718 amino acids. NCBI's taxonomy places the organism in Eukaryota, Metazoa, Chordata, Mammalia, Carnivora, Hyaenidae. The transcript is spliced from 21 exons. The record is from RefSeq and is a predicted model, not a curated record.